This is a messenger RNA of Sporothrix schenckii 1099-18, 2697 nucleotides long. Its product is annotated as origin recognition complex subunit 3. The coding region runs from base 1 to 2697 and encodes 898 amino acids. The transcript is spliced from 5 exons. The record is from RefSeq and is a predicted model, not a curated record. Gene Ontology annotation, cellular component: nuclear pre-replicative complex; DNA replication preinitiation complex; nuclear origin of replication recognition complex. NCBI's taxonomy places the organism in Eukaryota, Fungi, Ascomycota, Sordariomycetes, Ophiostomatales, Ophiostomataceae. Gene Ontology annotation, molecular function: DNA replication origin binding. Gene Ontology annotation, biological process: DNA replication initiation; DNA replication.
AUGGCUGCUUCCGCUGGCGAAGAUGCAGAGACAAGUAUUGUCCACCAGGUCGCCUACAUUUUCAACCCGUCCGAUGAUGAGGAUGAUGAAGCCAACAAUGGCGAGAAUCGAGGUGCCACAACGUCGCCAUCGGCAUCCCGCAGUAGCAGAAAGCAUGGCCGGACCAAUGAUCGGACGCCAAAGUCCAAGAAGCGGCGAACGGCCAAGGGCAAGGCAAAGGUUGGCGGUGACGGUGAACAAGACCGCGACGGCGACGGUGAUGAGAACGCCGGCGACGACAAUGCGCUGGCUGCAUUCCCACCCCUCCUUCAGGGCCGCGAAGCGCCCGAGGCAGUGGCCCGCCGGCGACAGCUAUUUAACUCUCUGUGGGCCCAGCUCGAUGACCGGAUCCAGACUGUCUUGCAACGCUCUAAUCAAGCGACGCUAAGUGCCGUCAUGGACUUUAUUGAGAAGCCAACGCAAACAAAACUACCGGCGGCAUUUGUCAUUCUCGGCCCUGCUGCCACGACGGAUAUGCUACUUUUCCGCCAGCUGUCUGCUGCGCUCACUGAGAGCGAGAAGACCAUCAACCGCGACAGCAGCUCCAAAGGCAAGGAUCGCUGUGUCCGCCGCAUCGUCCGUCUGCGUGCGGCCGAAGCACCAAAUCUGCGUGCCGCUCUCAAGACAAUCGUGCAGGUUGCCUCCUCCGUGCCAUCUCCUGGAAACGGUGUUGACGACGGGGGUGCGGACGAAGACGACGUCGUUGCCCACAACGGUAACAAAUACCUUGCCUACGACCUCGAGGCCGUGGCGGCAGCCAUUAGUGACCCAGGAACCUCACGCAUCGUUGUCGCCUUUGAGGACAGUGAGGCAUUCGAUGGCGCGCUGCUAGCCGACCUGAUCAGUUUUCUGCACUCCUGGUUCGACCGCAUUCCUUUUGUUCUCCUGUUUGGGGUAGCCACGUCCGUCGAUCUCUUCCAGGCACGGCUACCCAAACAGGCCGCUCACCGUUUGUCCGCAGCACAGUUCGACAUUGCACCCUCGUCGGCCGUGCUUGAUCGGUUGGUCCGUUGUGCCGUUGCGGCAGCCGAUAUACCACUACGAAUUGGCCCUUCGUUGCUUCGCAGCCUUGCUGAGAGGCAAGACGAGCAAGUAACGGGCGUCUCGGUGUUUGUUAACUCGUUGAAGGAAAAGUACGCCUAUAUGUGCUAUUUUUACGCCAACCCGCUCAGCGUCUUCUUGCACGAUAUUGGAGACAGCACCGCAACAACGGCCCAGGACGCUCUUCUCCAGAACACAGACUACCUCACGGCCUUCCGCCAACUACCCUCGUUCCGGCGCCACGUCGAAGCCCUCGUGACGGAUGGUGAUAUUGAUGUGGCCAAGCAGCUACUCAGUGAUACUCCAGAUCAACAACAAUUCCUCCGGCAAGCCGUAACCGACCAAUUGCAGUACCAGCGGUGUUGGAACGAGCGGAUAGCACGUGCUGUUCAUCUCGCCGCGGCCAGCGGCGUGUUCCCUGGUCAGUCAUUUACUGAACUCUACAUCACAGCCCUCGAGGACCAGCGUGGCGCAAACCAGGAUGCAUUCACGCUUGAUGACGACGAUUCGUCAGUGGCUGCGACUAUGACAACUGCCAUCCGGCGCAUGUCGUCUUCGGAACUGGUCACUCUACUCCGGCGCCUCAUUGCUGUCGUAGAGGCUGGCGAUCCAGAGCUUGCACUUGAGGCGCCACCGGGCGACACCGCCGAGCUUGCUGGCGACGUGGAUCCGUAUCAGGCAAGCUGGGCCACGCUGCCUUCCAACCUUGCUAAGAUUGCGGGCCAGAUUGAGGAGCUUCAGAAGAAGCUCGAGGCGAGCUAUGCCAACCGGGCUCGGAGUCGGAUCAUGAGCCUCAAAGCUGCCGGUGGAGGUCCGUCCAGCCCCGGCGGUGGUGGCGGCCCGCCCCAGCUGCGCAGCAAGUACACGGCCCAAAGCAAAGUUUUGCGCACGACCGUUGUCGCACAAAAGGUCCAGCUAAGCCGUGACUCUAUGGCCUUGACCGAAGAGGACCAGACAUUCACGGAAUUGGUCGAUGCCGCCGUCGCUGCUGUUGUUGGCGUUGUCGACGUUGAGCCAGCGACGGCCAGUCGUGCGGCAGUGGCCCCAUCCUCACUAGCAACACCCUCCUCGUCGCCAGCGAGUCGUCUUUGGUUGCAGGAGGUCUGGUUAUACAACGCCCAAGCACCGUACCGCGACGUUUUUAUCCCGCGCCCCGGUCUGGUAGUAGAGCGGGCGCUUGCGCGGCCGCACGACUACCUGGCUUGCGAGUGCUGUGCUGGGACGGAACCUUCCAAAAGUACGUCGUCGAAGAAAAAUGGUGACACCGAGAGAGGUAGCAUCCGGCCUACACUUCCUGCGACCGCCAUCCUCUACCAGCUGUACCUCGAUGCUGGCCCGCUGAUCAAUGUGGCCGAUUUGUGGGAGGCUUUCCAAAAUGCCGUCUCAGAAAACGGCAACAGACUCAAAGACAAAGUUGGUAAUGAAAUUAAAAACAAAGAGGCUGCAGCAAACAAUGGCGACAAUGCAGCCGAGGGUGAGGAAGAAGCCGAAGACGACACAUUGGAGCGGCGGCACCUUGUCCAAUUUUAUCAGGGCCUCUCUGAGAUGAAGACGCUGGGCUAUAUCAAGCCCACACGACGCAAGGUCGACCAUGUCGCCAAAAUCAAGUGGCUGUAG